This is a messenger RNA of Poeciliopsis prolifica (blackstripe livebearer), 1449 nucleotides long. RefSeq names its product dynein regulatory complex protein 10-like. The coding region runs from base 198 to 1430 and encodes 410 amino acids. Gene Ontology annotation, molecular function: protein binding. The transcript has 5 exons. The record is from RefSeq and is a predicted model, not a curated record. Lineage: Eukaryota; Metazoa; Chordata; Actinopteri; Cyprinodontiformes; Poeciliidae.
GAAUAGCGUCGUCAUAGCAACAUUAAAAAAACAACAUUGACCCUCGGAGCGAUCCGGGCGGCAGGAAUAGAUUUUUUUUCCACCCUUUUGUCAGAGUUUGGAUCAUAAGACCGAUUUACAUAGGCGAGAGAAAAAGACCAGAAGAAAGAAAGGAAGAGAAGAGAAGGAAAAGUAAGAGAAUACUACCAAGCGGCAACAUGUUUGCUGAAGAAGCAACAACAACUACAACAACAAUAACAAUAACAACAACAACAACAACAACAACAGAAGACUCUUCUGUGAAGCCAACCAGGAAGCUCUCUUCUGAAGCUCAAUGUAUUUCAAGAGCACUGAAAAACUGCAUCAGUCAAGUUGAGAUUACAACAGCUCUAGGAAACAUCAUCCAGUUUUAUGCUGUGUCAGGUGUUGUGGAUGAGGUCUUGAGUAAUCUUCUUCAAGCACAUCAGGUGUUAGUGGAAAGACUGGUGAUGCUUGAAUGUCAGAAGCUAGAAGGGCUGAAAGACAAACAGACAGAAGAAGUAAAGAAGAGAGAGAUAGUUCAAGUUAGAGAGAAGAUAAAAAACUCAGUCAGAGAUGUGCUGAGAUUUUUCAGGGUCCAUCCAAAUGUUUAUUGGAGCUUAAGAGAAGAGAUUAAUAUGGAAGUAGACAAGAACGAGCGCGUAUUAAUCAGAAUGCUUCAGCUGUUUCACAGCUAUGUGGAGAAAAGGUUGUGUGCUGAUAAUCAGCUGCGGGUACCCCACAGAAAACAGCCUUCGUUUCUCGACAAAACUAUGGAGCUACUGAAUUUAGAGGAAGAAGACACGGCUGCAAUCUUGAAGAACUUAGAUCAAAUGAUCUUGCAGAAGGACCGUGAGAUAAAGAACCUGGAGAGAUAUAUAAAAGAGCAACAUAUGCAAGCUGAGCAGGAGUUGAUUCUCCAAGAGGAACAGGAGAAGCUACAUUUGACUGUAUUAAGUGCUGAGAAAAAGGAUCUCACAGAAAAAAGAGACCAACUGAACCAGGAGCUCCUCACCUUAAUGUCUGAAAACAGAAAGGCAGAGAGAAUUCUACAGGAAGAAAAUGACGGUUUGAAGAGAGAAACUGAAAACAUUUUACAAACCUUUGACAGGGACAUGCAUGAAAUUCAGACCAAGCUGGAACUGAUGGAAAAGAAUUAUGAAAUGGAGUUGGAGGAGGUGAGGAAGCUGCAGGAACCCUAUUCUAUCCUAGAGGAGAAGUACAUUGAGAUCCAGGAGAAGAGGCGUGUGGCAGAAGAGAAGAGACAGGAGGAGAUGCGGAAGCUGGAGCAGAAGACCAAAGCUGCUCUCACCAUCCAGGCUUAUUGGAGAGGGCACAUUGUCCGCAAGGCCUUGAAGAGCAAGGCCAAGAAGGGCAAAAAGGGCAAAAAGGGGAAGGGCAAAGGCAAGGGCAAGGCUAAGAAAGGCAAAUAAACCAACCAGUUUCACACUA